GUUCGACCCCGCGCUUCUCCCUCGUCGCCUUUCUAGGGUUAAGAGUUUUGUUCCCUUCUCCGAACCCCGCCCAUGGCUCCCGCGCGAUCGCAAGCUCCUCCUCCUGCUCCUCCUCGAACCCUAAACGUUCAGAGGUUCGCCGAGUCCCGCGCCGCCGAGCUCGAAUCCCUCCAAGCCGUCGUCUCCGGCCGCCUCGGCGGCGACUUCCGGAUCCGCCGCGGCAAGCGGCGGCGCACCACCGGGCACCGCUGCGCCAAGCGGCGGAGGGGCGGCGGCGGCGACGGGGAUGCGUCGGGCGCGGAGGAAGGUCGGGGGAAGGAGAAGAAGGUGUCGAGGAGGGUCAGGAGGAGAAGGGAGCUUUGUAGCAACCCGCCGUUAGGGUUUACGACGUCGGGGGACGGGACGAAGAGGCUGAGGACGCACCUUUGGCACGCGAAGCGGUUCGCCAUGGUGAAGAGGUGGGGGUUUUACCUCCCUCUUGGGCUUCAGGGAAGAGGAAGAGGUUCAAGGGCUGUUCUGAAGUGGUUAAAAAAUAGUGCGCUUGUACAUGAUGCUAGCUACUGUCUUCCUAUCCAACUAGAGGGUCCAGAGGAUUCUAUACAAGCCAUUCUGAGAAUGGUAAUAAUUCCUGCACCUUCAGAACCUUUGCAGGUCUCGGAAAACCCCCAGCAUUGUGUGUUUCAAGGUGUUUGCUAUGAAAAUGCAAUGCUUUAUGAUGUUAGACCUCCUCAUUCUCAAUUGGUUGCCCCGGUGAUGUACAUGUGGCAGCCAUAUUUCAGCAACAAUAAGAAUUAUGCCACUGAACAACAUGACACAUCCAAUAUUUGUAGUAGUUCUGGGGAAAGUGAACGUAGGACUUUGACGCGUAAAUUGUGGAUAUGGAUCCAUGCAGCUGCUUUUGAAGAAGGAAUUGAUGCGCUAAGAUUUGCAUGUCAGAGGCAGGUGCAUGAGUGUGGUGUCUCUGUUAGUUGUUUAUCACUUGAGGGACAAUUGGGGAAAUUGGAAGUUAUGGGGUCCAGGGCAAUAGAACUUCUUCAGAAAAUAUUACGCCCUACGUCAAAGUAUAGUGCAGCUCAUGAAAAUUCAACAUUGGAAGAUCCUGUUUUGACUGCUUGUACCAGCUCUCGGCAUCACAAAGAUUUUGUGCUUGAUAAAAUGAAGCAACUUCAGUCCCAUGCAAUUCGACCCCUCUUAGUUCAUGAUCCAAGGGAAGUUCCAUGUCAGGAAACUGAUGCUGCUGCUUUGGAUAAUUUGCAGGAAGAUAUCAAUCUAAAUUCAAAUGGCUUAGCCACUGAAUGUUCUCUCAAGAACGAAGAUAUUUUAUCUGACGGGUCAACUCCUAGAAGCCAUGAAAAUUAUCUUCUUGACCUUAAAAAUGUGUGGGAUUCUAUUUCUAACACGAAUCCUCCGGUUCCAGAAAAGACUCUUUGCGAGGAGAAGCACCAAAGGCGUUUAAAACAUUUCUACCUUGAUUCCACUGAACAUGAAACUGUAGCUACUGAAGGAAAUGAUAGUUUUAGCCGAGCUUGCCCCAUUCUGCUUUUAAAACAAGCUGAACAUGGAAGUCCGUGUAUGGGGUGGUCCGUGAUUCUACCUUUGAGUUGGGUGAAAACUUUUUGGUUUUCUCUUGUCUCGCAUGGGGCUCAUGCAAUAGGCUUAAGAGAGAGGCGAUGGAUUGCAUGUAACAAUGUGUUACCAUCUUUCCCAUACGACUUUCCUGAUUGCAAAGCUUAUUUAUCAUUUAUGACCGAUGAAGCAGCUGCAUUGGAUCAAGCGGCUGAGCUGCGUCCUCCUGCAGUGAGACCUUUAAAAGUUCCUAUUCCUCCUCCAUGGGAUGUUCUCGCAGCUGUCGCCAAUAAAGGGUCCACCAUAUUGAAGGGUUUUGAGCUAGAUGAGAAAGAAUUCAGUGGAUCAACUAAUGAGAAUUCUCUUAUAAAUUCAUCGACAAAGGAUGGUCCAUCUUUCCCACUAUUUAUACCACGGACAGCUGAAAAUUUGUUACAGUAUUCAGAAAGUAUCAACGGCAAAAAUCAGGUUUCUUCUCACAAAGAGCCGUGUCUUGUCAGAGUUCUACUUCGUGCUUAUAGAGAAGGCGUCUUUGAAGAGGGGGCAAUCAUUUGUGCUCCAGUUCCAGCGGACCUUUCAAGAUGGAAAACCAGAUCGGAAGAAAAGGGGAACGAGGCCGAAGAACUGUGGCAACUUCAACUCCCGCAGUCGUAUGUCGGAUCGUUCUUCACUCAGCUCGAGUCUGGGAACUGGGAGCUGCAGUUGCCCAAAGAUCAUCUCGCCCAGGAGGCGUUUAGAUGGCCCAUAGGGUUUGUUACAACCGGCUUUGUUUAUGGAAGCAGUAACAAGAGAGCGGCGGUAGCUUUCUGCAAUGCAAAUCUUCUGGCCAUCCUGAGAAAACAACAAUGGAUCGAGGCGCAAUCGAGGAGGCCGGAGAUCUUUGUCCUAGUUCGGAAUAUGAGAUCGACUUCGUACCGCCGCGCUCUAGCGACAGUUGUUUUGGAACAACAGAAGGAUGAUCUAGAGUUCUUGUAGCCAUUUAUGCAGUUUUUUAAGUUGUUUAUCUAUGUUUUAUUACCAUCCUUCUUUUUGUUGUAUCAUAUGGACUUCUAUUUUUUUUCUUUUUUUUUUUUCCCUGAACUGUGGACAAUUUGGGACCAUUUUGAAUCUAUACCUGACCUUUAAAAAUUUUGAUUUUGCCGUCC
Ananas comosus (pineapple) is the source of this 2711-nucleotide messenger RNA. RefSeq lists its product as uncharacterized. Lineage: Eukaryota; Viridiplantae; Streptophyta; Magnoliopsida; Poales; Bromeliaceae. The record is from RefSeq and is a predicted model, not a curated record. Gene Ontology annotation, biological process: tRNA 5'-leader removal. Gene Ontology annotation, cellular component: ribonuclease MRP complex; nucleolar ribonuclease P complex. Bases 73 to 2541 code for a protein of 822 amino acids. The transcript is spliced from 10 exons.